UCCUCAACAAAACCUUCAAAAUCGAGUUCGAGUCAAAUUCAAAAGAGUCUGAAUCCAAGCUCUCAUCGAUGGGUUUCUCGAUCGAAAACUUGGUAACUCAAUCCCACACCCGAACUCACAAAAUCUUCCUUAUAAGCAACUAUUUCCUCUUGGGAACAGCUUCCAGCUGCAUCUUCCUCACACUCUCCCUCCGCUUAUUCCCUUCCUUGAGCGGCUUCUUCCUCAUCCUCCUCCACGCCAUCACCAUCGCCGGCGCCAUCACCGGCUGCUCCGUCGCUGUCUCCGGAUCCAACAGGCGUUACGCCGCUCACAUGGUGGUCAUGGUGCUGACGUCGAUAUUCCAAGGAUCCGUUUCGGUUCUCAUCUUGACCCGAACCACUGAUUUCUUGGGGUACCUGAAAUCCUACGUGAAGGAGGACGAUGGGGUCUUGAUAUUGAAGUUGACCGGCGGGCUUUGCGUGGUGGUUUUCUGCUUGGAAUGGAUCGUGUUGGGGCUUGGUUUCGUGUUGAGGUACUACGCUUUCGUCGAAGGUCAUCAAGGGGUCGUUAAUGGCGGAAGAUCGGCGUAUCAAGGGAACGGGAAAGUUCAAGUUUAAAGAAAUAUUACUGCCAAAUUUUCCAGAUUUUCUAAGAGUAUUGUAAAGCUCUGCUUUUGAUUUCAUGUACUUGUAUUGUAAAGCUCUGCUUUUCUAAUAGUAUUGUUCCAGAUUUAUGGUAUAAUAUCUGAAUUACCCCCUCAA
This is a messenger RNA of Hibiscus syriacus, 740 nucleotides long. RefSeq lists its product as uncharacterized. The record is from RefSeq and is a predicted model, not a curated record. The transcript has a single exon. Lineage: Eukaryota; Viridiplantae; Streptophyta; Magnoliopsida; Malvales; Malvaceae. Bases 69 to 596 code for a protein of 175 amino acids.